This is a messenger RNA of Salvelinus sp. IW2-2015, 2222 nucleotides long. Its product is annotated as ubiquitin carboxyl-terminal hydrolase 14. Gene Ontology annotation, molecular function: cysteine-type deubiquitinase activity; proteasome binding; protein binding. Lineage: Eukaryota; Metazoa; Chordata; Actinopteri; Salmoniformes; Salmonidae. The record is from RefSeq and is a predicted model, not a curated record. Gene Ontology annotation, biological process: regulation of proteasomal protein catabolic process; proteasome-mediated ubiquitin-dependent protein catabolic process; protein deubiquitination.
CUGCUUAAAUGAAGUUCGGUGACGGKGUAGCUAGUCAGAAACCUAUCGUAGCCACCUGCACCAGACAGCGAAUUCGCGUCCCGGCGACUGGAAUUGGACAUUAACAAACAAAACUGCCUGAAAUAUGCCCGUGUUUUCAGUGAAUGUGAAAUGGGGAAAGGAGAAGUUUGAUGCAAUAGAGCUGAACACAGAAGAACCUCCCAUGGUCUUCAAGGCUCAGCUCUUUGCCUUGUCAGGGGUACAACCAGAGAGACAGAAGGUUAUGGUCAAGGGAGGCACACUCAAGGAUGAUGAUUGGGGAAACAUCAAAUUGAAGAAUGGGAUGACUCUGUUGAUGAUGGGCUCAGCCGAGGCCCUGCCUGAGGAGCCUGCAGUCAGGCCCAUGUUUGUUGAGGACAUGACUGAAGACCAGCUGGCCUCAGCUAUGGAGAUGCCUUGCGGAUUGACCAACCUGGGCAACACCUGCUAUAUGAACGCUACAGUGCAGUGUCUUCGCUCCGUGCCAGAGCUCAAAGGAGCCCUCGGAAGGUAUACAGGUGCUCUGCGGUCCUCUGGGGCCAGUGCACCAUCCCAGUACAUCACAGCAGCCCUCCGUGACCUCUACAAGACCAUGGACAAGACCUCCUCCAGCAUACCCCCCAUCAUCCUGCUGCAGUUUCUGCACAUGGCCUUCCCCCAGUUCGCUGAYAAGGGAGACCAGGGACAGUACCUCCAGCAGGAUGCCAACGAGUGCUGGUUGCAGAUGAUGAGGGUCCUUCAGCAGAAGUUGGAGCCACAAGACACAGAUUCUCCCAUGGAAACUGAGAGUGGAGCUGCCAAGAAGAACUUCAUUGACCAGUAUUUUGGAGUGGAGUACGAAACCACUAUGAAAUGUACAGAGUCUGAGGACGAGGAGCCAGCCAAAGGUAAAGAGAGCCAGCUCCAACUCAGCUGUUUCAUCAACCAGGAGGUCAAGUACCUGGCCACUGGCCUCAGGCUGAGACUGCAGGAAGAAAUCACCAAGCUGUCUCCGUCUUUGCAAAGAAAUGCCCUGUACAUAAAAUCUUCUAAAGUCAGCCGCCUCCCUGCCUACCUYACCAUUCAGAUGGUUAGAUUUUUCUACAAYGAGAAGGAGUCUGUCAAUGCCAAAGUCCUAAAGGAUGUAAAGUUCCCACUGAUGCUGGAUGUGUAUGAGCUGUGUACCUCGGGGCUGCAGGAGAAGAUGGUGGCCGUUAGGUCAAAGUUCAAGGAGAUUGAGGACAAGAAGKUGGAGAAACAGUCGCAGAAGGUGGAGAAGAAAGUGGGAGACGAGCCGAAAGAAGUGAAAUACGAGCCCUUUUCAUUCGAUGACGACCUGGGCUCUAACAACAGUGGCUACUACGACCUGCAGGGAGUGCUGACACACCAGGGCAGAUCCAGCUCCUCCGGACACUACGUCGCCUGGGUCAAGAGGAAAGAAGAUGAGUGGGUGAAGUUUGACGACGACAAGGUAAGCGUGGUAUCUCCAGAAGAUAUACUGAGGCUGUCCGGUGGAGGAGACUGGCAUAUAGCCUACGUUCUACUAUACGGACCAAGACGACUGGAAAUACUUGAAGAGCAACAGUAACCAACCUUAACACAAAUAAAAUCUAGCCAACCUACACACACGCCAUUUCCAAGCACUGUCUACUCUGUGUAGAUGUGCAAUAAAUUCUGGGUGUCUACAAAAAUUGAUUACCUUAUUUUUUUUUACUUCUUGACACAUGCUUGUGAACCCAUCCAGCAUCAACAUGAGGUAGUUUAUCUAUCGAAGCAAGGUUUUAAAUGGUUUAUUAUAAGAGCCAGGCAAUCUCUGGACUGGAUCCUUGAGAGGUUUUGCGAGAUUUAGUUCUGCAGUUUCAUUAAUUAAAUGUUUUAUACACAUAAUUUUUAAAGCCUUGAACAAGGUGCUAAUGUCAUAGUACUUGUCUGUAGUCAUAUAACUAAUCCGCUUGUACAGAAAAGUCUUUGGCCAAGCAACAUUGUUUUAAGGUGUCUUGAGAUACCCUGAACCUUCCCUUCAAAUAAAAUGUAUUGGAGAACCCCCCCCCCCCCUGCAUCAUACAAGCAGUUCAACAUCUCUGCUGUGGUACUAACGCUUCUCUCAUACUGUAAUUAUCCUGACCACCACCCUGCCAACUACGAUGUGUGAGACCUAUGACGGUUUCUCUAAGUUAUUGACUGAUUGCUUUUCAUAAAUGGUGAAAGUAAACCGUUAUACCAAA